Rhipicephalus sanguineus (brown dog tick) is the source of this 6503-nucleotide messenger RNA. RefSeq names its product stromal interaction molecule homolog (gene Stim). The record is from RefSeq and is a predicted model, not a curated record. Gene Ontology annotation, molecular function: calcium channel regulator activity; calcium ion binding; protein binding. Bases 188 to 2605 code for a protein of 805 amino acids. Gene Ontology annotation, biological process: intracellular calcium ion homeostasis; store-operated calcium entry; activation of store-operated calcium channel activity. Gene Ontology annotation, cellular component: endoplasmic reticulum; plasma membrane. Lineage: Eukaryota; Metazoa; Arthropoda; Arachnida; Ixodida; Ixodidae. The transcript has 14 exons.
GACGCUGGGGGCCGUAUACGGCUGACGCCAAGUUUCACUGUGUUGGCUGGAAUGUACUCGCUUUUGUUGGCUCCGCGCGAAUUUAGUCAUCAAAAUAACUCAUGUGUCGGUGCCACACAGGUUCAAAGUUAACGCGAGCUUAUGUAGGCGCGCGUCACGCUCACCGGACGUCCACGCCGAUAAAAACAUGAACUGGCUGCGGCCGCGCUACAUCGUAACCGUGUUCCUAUUCUCAGAGGUGGUUCUCGGCGUACUACUCGUUCAAGACCGCUCGGCAAAUGCACUCACAGCCGACAAGGAUGCAACGGACUCCGCGCAAGGCAGUGCGCCUACGGCCGACGACAAAGGGAGCACAGCAACGUGCGAGAAAGUGAAUGCAUGCGAUGACCUGCUCGGCUAUGAAGCAAUUCGAGCCCUGCAUCAACAGCUGGACGACGAUGACAAUGGAAGCGUUGACAUCGCUGAGACAGAUGAGUUUCUUAGAGACGAGCUGCAGUACGAGAAUGGCUAUGAGCGGCAGAAGAAAUUUCAUGGCAAUGACAAGUACAUUUCCAUUGAGGAAUUAUGGCAAUCCUGGCAGGUCUCUGAAGUCCACAACUGGACAGUGGAAGAGACGAUCGAGUGGCUGGUUAGCUGUGUUGAGCUACCGCAGUAUGCAAAAACCUUUGAGGAGAAUGCAGUAGAUGGCUCCACCCUCCCCAGAAUGGCUGUUGCCAACAAUAACUACCUUAGCAGUGUGCUGGGGAUCAAGGAUGUCAUCCACAAGCAAAAGCUCACCCUAAAGGCCAUGGAUGUAGUGCUCUUUGGACCACCUAAACAUCACAACUACAUCAAGGAUGUGCUGUUAGUGCUCUCACUGGUGAUCGCCAUAGGUGGCUGCUGGUUUGCAUACGUGCAGCACAACUACUCUCAGCUCCACCUGAAGAAGAUGAUGAAAGACAUGGACAGCCUGCAGAGAGCCGAGGAGCAGCUGUCUGAGCUGCAGAGAGAGUUGGACAAGGCCAAGAUGGAACAGGAAACUGCAGUCAUACAAAAGCAGAGAUUGGAGGACGAAAUCCUUGCUGCCAAGCAAGAACGGGAGUUGUGGAGCACGACAGACCCCGACCAGACUCGAAGCAUCGUGGAGUGCCUGCAGGACGAAGUGCGGACCCUGCGGGAGCAGCUGAGCACGGCACAGGCAGCGCUAAGCUCAGCGGUGAGGUCUGGAGGUGCAGGUGCCUGGGUGCCCCCGCCGUCCCUGCAACACUGGCUGCAGCUGACGCACGAGCUGGAGUCGCGCCACUACAACUCCAAGAAGGCAGCUGCGGAGAAGCAGCUCCUGGCUGCUAAGGAAGGGUGCGAAAAACUUCGCAAGAAACGUGGGAGCUUCAUGGGCUCUUUUCGCAUUGCACAUGGGAGUUCCAUCGACGACAUCGACAACCGAAUCCUUCAGGCCAAGGCUGCGCUGUCGGAGGUGACGAAGGACCUGCAGGAGCGACUGCACCGCUGGAAGCAGAUUGAACGACUCUGCGGCUUCUCCAUCGUCAACAACCAGGGGCUGGGCCCCCUGGAGAACAUGCUACGAGGUUCUUUCCUCAAUGGCACUGCUGCCUCCUCUUUGCCCCACUCCUAUUCCGUUGGUGCGUUUGGCACUUACUGUGGCAGUCUCAGACAGGGUAAGAAAAUGAGCCGCUCGGGCAGCGAGGGUACAUUGGCUGAGGAAGAAUCUCCCUAUGGCAUCAGCGCUGUGCAGCAACUCGUGCACAAUUCUACCGCUCUGUUUCUCGCCUCUGUGCCACCGGCUUGCGACCUCAGCAAGUGCACCCUAGCCGCAGCUGCGGGCUUCCCUCCUUUCCGUGUCGUGCCACUUAACAGCACUAACCUCCCUCAGUCUGCUGCUGCUGCUGCCGCCGCUGUCUCCACCACUGCUAGCCCCACUGUGGCCGCUUCUGUGGCCUGCCCCAACGGCUCAGUGUCAAGCGUAGCAUCGCUGCUGAGUUUGAGGUGCCCUGAACGGCCCAGUACACUGCCCAUAGGUGCAGCCAAGUCCAAUGGGGCCUCUUCCCAGAAGCUGGCCCUUCUUGACGAGACCGACGAUGAUGCAGAAGAGUUCACGGACUCUUCUCUGCCCACCACGCUGUCGACUGGAACCUCUGCACCCAGUGCUGUGUCUUUCAUGGUCGGGGACAGCAGGUUAGCAAUGGUGCUUGGAAGCCCAGCAGAACCUCCACAGCUCAUUCGACCCAGGAGCACCCAACUGCUCAACAAGGCGGUGAGUGCCGACGACGCACCACCUCGCCGGAUCCUGACCUCUACUGAGCUUAUGGUGCAGACCGAGCCAUCUUCUCCAGCGACGCCCGAGAGCGGGAGCGCUGUCACCACCUCCGAGCCGCUGCUCCUUCCGCGGCCGCCGCUCACGUCGAUGCCUUCUGUAGAGCGACGCAAGAAGGCGGGCAAGAUUCUGGUGGCGGCGCUUAAGGGAAACUUUUCUGGCGCCAUUGUCGACGAAGAAAACUCAACGGACUCUAACUCCACGGCAGACGACGACAGUUUGAAAGAAAAGAAAAAGGCCAAGGCAUCUUCCAUCUUCCAGCCGCUCUAUAAAAAGAAGCCGAAAGCGUCGUGACUCUCGCAUGAAUGAGAAGCCCCAGCCUUGUUUUUCUUGUAUUCCCACCUUGGUGCCACACCCAGACACUUGUUUUACUGCUGGUUAGAGUUGGCAAAAAUCUUUCUUUGUUCUGUUUUGUUUUUUCUCUUUCCGAUAUGUCACCGAGCACAAAGUGCUGGACAGGAUAUCGCAUGGGCUUGCCCAAUUAUUGUCUCUUUCCUGCAUUGCAUUAGCAGGCAAACUUGGCUCUUGUCUACACCCGAGCUUAAUUUUCGUUAAUCGGCAGGACAUUUGAAGCGAUGAGAGGGAGCUAGAACUGCAACUCUCUGAGGCUGUAGGUAUUGUGCAUUGUAAUGCGCUUUAUUACUGUUGUUUUGUUUUUGUUUUUCAUCUUUAAGCAGCACAAGCUGUGCAAAGCACGGCGAAUGGAUGAACCUUUUUUUUUUUUCUCGUUUGUAUCAGCUGUCACUAUUCGCUACCUUGCAGUUGCACACAUCUGAGUGGCUGCCGCAUGAGUUGGGUCCUCUCCUUUUUUGGACAUGUUUUUGAAAGGUGGCGUCCUCUGUUACCAUAUACGUGUGUCCGCACUUCUUGAUGGCACAGGAUCUUAUCUUUUUUUCUUUUUUGGGGAAAUAUGCCGCUUGUUGCGCAAGACAGGAGGAAACAUGUGGUACAUCAAGAACUGUAUUUUUCUAAGUUAUAUUUUUGGUAUGGCACAUGGACUAUUCUUUCUGCCGGAAGCCAUCACAUGGAAGUGUGUCAACAGCCGUAUUUAGCGAUUCAACUUAGCAUGUGCAUUCUUUUUCUGUGUCCUUGUUGGUGACCUGUUGUAGUCCUUUUGACUAUCGAGAGGAUUGGCUGUCCUUCAGUAUGGUUGCUUAUGUAUGCGAUUUUGCACCAUAACAAAUACAGAAUAAAGGCUCUAAACAGAGCUUUUUUUUUUUGUCAUUACUAGGAUAUACAUGCACAUCCAAAUGCUGCAGGCAUUUUUUUUUCUGCUCUUUGCUUUAUGUGCCUUUUUUGCGAGCUUCAAAAUGCAAUGAAAUGUUUUGUUCGAUGAGAGAAUUGUUGCUAGGCAGUUAGUGGUAGUCAUUCUGAGGGUGUUUUUUUAAGCUAAGAUUCUGAAGAUUACCAAACAUGGUUAUGUACAAUUGCAUACAAAUGAAAUGUGAACAAGAAAUUGCAAAUGGGUUUGUGAGUGGUGAAUCCAGAGCACUAUCGUGGACCGCUAAUUGUUUGCUAAAGAUGGUUUAGGCCACAAAUUAAGUGUGCAAGCCAAAAUUGUGCCGAUAUUAUGCAUACCGGCAGUAACAAGAACAAAGUACAUUUUAGGUAACCCUAACUUGUUAGUUCUUCACUUGCUUACAAUUUUACAUAUCUGCCCUAGACGAGUGAAUUAUUCAAGUUGGAAUAUGGAUGCAAUUACAGCAGCAGAAUGCAGUAGAUCUGGUUAGGUGCAAGCACUGACUAUGUCGUUACAAACUCGAGAGACUUGUGGCGGUUGUUCAAUCUACGUUUGUCGUCGAAAAUUGUAGUUUUCUUUUUCGAAAAGUUCAGCUUGAUGCACUCAGAAAGGGAGUUCAGAGUUGUUAAGUUUAACUGUUUUCAAAAUUUAGCCGUGUUUCCAGUUGACUGUAGCCAUGGGUGUGCUUGGAUAAUCACUGCAGUAGCUGCUCUGUCUGAAGCUUGGAAACACAUAGCCUUAUAGUUUGUGUACCCAUGUAUGAAACUAUCCCUCCCAUCUUUCACACGCUCUUUUGCAAAGUUUAAACAAUGUGGCAGGCCGGCAAUUCAAGCUUAUGGCUAGCCUGUGCUUGCCAGAAAGGGGCAGUGAAAGACGAAUAUGCGUAACUGUGUCCCAACUCUCGAAACAAUUUUUUGUCAUGGAUGUCGGCUGAUAGUAACCAGUGUAUUCUGUAUUGUGCUUGUGCCCUUGGUAGCAGUUCCAAUGUGUAAAGUUCUUUGGAGAGUUUUUUUUUUUUUUUUCAAUUUUGGAUGUUGGCCACUUGGGCUGUGACCCUGUAAUCUUUCGUGCGCGCAUGUGUAACUUGUGACGUGAGUUGUCGCACCUGCCCUGUCCUCUUCUUCAAGACCGUCAAAUGGACAACUGUGCUUUGGAAGUUUGGGAUGAGCGUUUGCUGCACCUGGUGUGUGGUGCUUGGUGCACUGCUUCACGAUCUGUGAUAUCGGCUGAGGGAUCUCUCGCUAGGGGCUUCGUGACAUAUGCAAUACGGUGCACGUGUCGCGACUUUGCUGAAUUAUUAUGCAUGUGUGGAUCUGAACCACCCUUGCUACUCCUUCAGAAAGAACAAUACAUACUAAUAUACCGUUGCGCAUGCUGCUUCAAAGAAGCCAUGAGCUCCUUAGGAGUGCUACAUACUCUUCCUUUCGCUUGUCACUCGACUUCAAUUGCAUUUCACUUAUGCGUACAAGAAUCCUGCAGAAUUGCUUUUUUUAAGUGCUCUAAGCUGCAGGAAGAGUAAUACCUGGUCAGAGCACAGUUUUGUUUAUUUUGGCAUUUAUCGGCAUUUAAAGAAAACAUCGGUAGAGGAGUGUUAUUGUUUUUAUACGCUGCUACAAGAUCCGGUUAGUUUGACUCUUGCAGUAGGCGUUGCACUAGAUCUGCUGAUUUUGCAUUUGUCUUUUUACCUUUGUUGCUGGACAUGGUUUGUAGCAGUCAGCUAUAACAUUCUAGGGCAGUAAUUAAAACAGUGGGGCAGCGGCUUAUUUGCCGAAGGAGGCUACAGGAAUUCUUGCCCAUACUUUGUUUUGUUUUAAACAGUGCACCAUCAUAGCACAGUUAACAUUGAGUGCCACCAUUGCUGUUGUAACACUGAUGGCCACCUGUUCUCUGUACUGGUUGUCACCUGAUAAGAUUUACUGGUCUUUGUGAAGCAACUAUGACGUGAAACAGUUUUCUCAAGUCCAGUGUGGAAGUAUCACGGCGCAAAAUAUGCGAAACGGCUAUGUCUGAAAGAGCAGCCAAGAUGGGUUUCAUGUUGUCGCCGUGCCAGGCAUUGUAAAGGGUUCUCAAUAUGGAAGGGAGCACAUAGUUUAUUGUCAAGCCAAGAUAUGAUUUCGUAACUGUCUGUCUCCACAGAUUUUACUCCCUCGUACUUCUUUGACUUCACUGUGAAACAAGGACAUUUGUCCUUGAGUACAGAUCAAGUGAUCCCUUUCAUUUUGAUGCCCAUAUCUAUCUCAAGUGCUUCCUCCCCCUUUGCUCACAUUUGGCAUAAACUCAAAAGAAAAGUUUGAUCAAUUUCCAAUAUUCUGGCACUUCGGGUGCUCUUGCAUCAGUAUUGCGUUGUGCAGGCGUUCCACACUUCCAUCUAGCACACUCAAGCGAUGCACUGCUGGACAAAGAAAGUGGUAUUUGAUGUGGGCGGCAAGGUAGAUGCACAAGUCAUUUAUGACAUCCGAUACCUUUAACAUGGUAGCUGCUCUCUCAUUACAUUUUCUUUUGUGUUGUGCUGCUUGAGUACUCUGGACUGAAGUGUGGAUCCAUGUCAGCUAAGUCAAAGAAAUUGUACAGUCUGUGUCUGACGGCCUGCAUGCCAUACUAACCUUGGGCUUGUAAAGCUACGUUUGCUCCUUUACAGCAAAAGCCUUAGCCUUCUCAGUGGCAUGUGGUGUACUGUGUUUGUCCCGUGUAGAACUUGGUUUCAAACAACUCUUCCCAUGGCCAGCAAUCUUCAGAGCAAUCACACAGGGUGAAGGGAAAGGCAAUUGUCAUGUGAACUUUUAUCCGAGUCUAUGCAGUGUGCUGUUUCGCCACCAAAUGCAAAAUGAAUGGUGGAGUGAAUUGCGUGCUGCUGCAAAAUAAAAUAAACCCUUUGUCUUUUCCAGGGUGGGGUUUCUUUUCAUUGACUUGCUGUCAUGUGAUGGCCAAUAAAUGAAAGCCCAUCGUGACCAA